AUGUGCAAUGCCACCCAGCUCGAGCUCAUCGUCUUGUCCAACAACGGCUUAACAAAUAGCUUGCCUCGAUGCAUAACAAAUUUUAGCACCAACCUGUCAAUUUUGGAUAUGCAAAUGAAUCACCUUGAUGGCACAAUUCCUCAAUCAUUUUCUUUCGAAAAUAACUUGACGACUAUUAACUUGAGCGAAAAUUGGUUUGAAGGCACGUUGCCCAGAUCCCUUGUCAAUUGUACAAAUCUGGAAAUUCUAGAUCUCCGUAGCAAUCAGAUAGAGGAUACAUUCCCGAGAUGGUUGGGAAAACUUCCAGAAUUGAAAGUUCUCACUUUGCAGUCUAACAAUUUUAAGGGUCUUUUAAACAUUUCAAAGGGAGAUCUCAUCUUUCCUAAAUUACGCAUUUUGGAUCUCUCCAACAACAACUUUGGUGGUCCAUUACCAACCGACUUGAUAGUGAACCUUAAAGGCAUGAAGAGUACAAUAGUUGGGCAAGGCGAACCAUUGUAUAUGCCCGCACAUGUGGGAUAUGAAAAUACCGUGACCGUGAUGUUCAAAGGGAAAGAGACAAAACUAGUGAAGAUCUUGACCAUUUUCACAACCAUUGACUUGUCACACAACUCUUUCCAAGGAAAGAUUCCUAAAGCUUUUGGCCAUCUUCACUCUCUCAUAGGGCUCAACCUUUCGCAUAACCACCUUAUUGGUUCCAUCCCUUUGACUUUAGGAAACUUGACCGAUCUUGAAUGGCUUGAUUUAUCUUCGAACAUGCUUAGUGGGGGGAUUCCUAGAGUACUAGGAGAUUUGGCAUUUCUAGGUUACUUAAACUUCUCAAAAAACCAACUCACCGGGCGAAUUCCUCAAGACAAGCAUUUGAGCACAUUUUCAAGCGAAUUUUUUAGUGGGAAUCCAGGCUUAUGUGGAACUCCAUUGCCAAAAGCAUGCCAUGGCGAGACUCAACCUCCUCUACCGUCGUCCUUGUCAACUCUUGAUGGCGAAGGACAUGAGAGUUGGUUCAAACGGAAAGUAGUGUGGAUGGGUUAUGCAUCUGGAAUUGUCGUUGGGAUUUCUGCAGCAUACAUUGCAAUUGAAAUGGGAUGGCCCAAGUGGCUUGCACGAGGCGUGAGAAUGUUGGAGAGAAGUGCAACUCAGUGGAUGGAGAAGCCAAAGCAGAGGACCAUCAAGUUUCAUGGACAGUGA
Eucalyptus grandis is the source of this 1188-nucleotide messenger RNA. Its product is annotated as receptor-like protein 33. The coding region runs from base 1 to 1188 and encodes 395 amino acids. The transcript has a single exon. Lineage: Eukaryota; Viridiplantae; Streptophyta; Magnoliopsida; Myrtales; Myrtaceae. The record is from RefSeq and is a predicted model, not a curated record. Gene Ontology annotation, molecular function: protein binding.